Molecule: messenger RNA, 2859 nt
Organism: Phycomyces blakesleeanus NRRL 1555(-)
Lineage: Eukaryota; Fungi; Mucoromycota; Mucoromycetes; Mucorales; Phycomycetaceae
Exons: 16
Coding region: 1-2667 (888 amino acids)
Biological process (GO): peptide catabolic process; proteolysis
Cellular component (GO): cytoplasm
Molecular function (GO): peptide binding; zinc ion binding; metalloaminopeptidase activity
Source: RefSeq, a predicted model, not a curated record
AUGUCUAAUACACCAGACAAUUGGUACCAUCUUAACUUUGCUUCAUCUAAUGCAGUCAACCAAUAUGCGCCAAAUACGGUCAUUGAACCUGUUCAUUUGGAUAUCUGCCUCAAGCUUGAUGAUCUAGAGAGCAAUAUUCUACAAGGAAAAGUGACUCUCACUCUUCGCUAUAACAAGCCAACUCUUGUGAAAUCAGAAAAAGAGCGCUCAAGCUUGGUGCUCAAUGCGGAAGAAUUCGUAAACGUACAAGUUAGCGGCGAGGGUGUCUCCCACACCUACGAUGGCCAUCAUAUCCAACUCUUUUGGGAAAGUCCUUUUAAAGUUGAUACGGAAAGAAAGGUUGUGGUCACCUACAUAGUCGAUGAUCCAGUUGCCGGCCUCUACUUCCAAAAGGAGGAUCCAUUCUUCAAAAGCAAUCCUCGUUGGGCAAUCACAGACCACGAACCCGAGAAGGCUCGUUAUUGGUUACCAACUAUCGAUUAUCCAGCCAUUCGAACUACUCUGACCUGGGAAAUUACUGCACCAUCAGAAUAUGUCUCAUUAGCAAAUGGAUCUUUGGUAUCUGAAGAAACCGCAGAUGGCUUCACAACUACUCAUUGGAAACUUGAUUAUCCUUGUCCAUCAUAUUUGGUUUGCUUUUCCGUGGGAGAUUUUGUCUGUGUUGAUGAUGGUGAAGUCCAGGGAAUACCGAUCAAGUACUACGCAGCCAAAGGAGCUGACCCAGCAGAUAUUUCCCGAUCGUUUGACCAGACACCAGCCAUGAUAAAGUGGUUACAGGAGCGUGUCGGUGUAACAUUUCCAUGGACCAAAUAUUAUCAAAUUGCACUUCCGGCUAUUCGUGGAGCUAUGGAGAAUAUCUCUCUGGUUACAUGGGCAGAUAGAUAUAUUUUGGAUAAAGUCAAUGCCCAGGAAAGAAAGUAUAUGACAGAUCUAGUAAAUAUUCAUGAAAUGGCACACACCUAUUUUGGCGAUUUGCUUGUUAUUCGGCAUUUCGAGCACGCAUGGUUAAAGGAAAGCUGGGCUACCUACAUUGAAAGUUGCAAGUAUUUCUUCUUUUUAUUUUCAGCAUGCUGGCUGGAGGAUCACUUAUCGAACGAUAAUUUUUCCUAUGAAAUGUUGCAAAAUCAAAUACACUACUUUAAAGAAUGUGAAAAAUACAUGCGUCCUAUUGUCACUCGAAAAUACGAUUCUUCAUGGGAUAUGUUUGAUAUGCACACAUAUCCCGGAGGUGCCUGGCGUAUUCACAUGCUCAGGAAGAGGCUCGGUGACGAGGCAUUCUGGGCAGCAAUUAAGCUGUAUAUCGAAACCUUUUCAGAAAAAACAGUCCAGACAAGCGAUUUCCAGACAGCACUCGAGACUACCUCGGGACUGAAUCUCACCCGCUUUUUCGACGAGUGGAUCUAUUCGAAAGGAUACCCAAAGAUCAAAGGAAAAUACUCCUAUGAAAAGCUCACCGGACUUGUAAAGAUAGUGCUGACCCAGACACAGGAGAAUGAAGCCAAUAAUAAUAAUAAUAACAAUAAUAAUAGCAAUAAUAAUAGCAAUGGCAAUAACGGCAGUGGCGGUGUCCCGCUUUUUGCAUUUGAUCUUGAUAUCCAAAUCUCUGACAACAAGGGUAAUGUUCAUCACACGACUGCCUGCUUCGACCGCGAAAAUACUGUCACCGUGUUUGUUCAGCUAGACAAAGAAAAUAGCCCCGAGACUCUGAGAGUCGAUCCGGAAGGGAAGAUACUGUUUGCUUUUGAAAUGCCCGUAGACCAGGAAGUAUUGGUCAAUACAGCCAAGAGCAGCAAAGACGUCUUGAAUCGCAUCUGGGCUUACAGAGAGUUGAUAAAGUCAGAGUCUAAAAUUGCCCUCAAGAAAGUCCAGGAAAUUAUCAAGGAUGAACCGUUUUAUGGUGUUAGAAUUCAAGUUGCCAACAAUUUAUCUAGUCUCCAAAGCCAUUUGAGUAUCAAGAUAUUGACAGAAAUUCUAGACCGUGAACAAGAUCCAUUGGCCCUUUCUUCCAUACUCAAUGCAUGUCAGUUCAAGGACGUCAGGGUACGCGAGUCUGUACUUAGGUUCCUUUCCCGUGAUUAUACACUACCAUAUCGUGCCCAUGCGUCUGCUCUUUUGGUUCUUGCUAUUCAGCACAACCCAGAAGAUAUCUCUUUAUUGCUCGAUGUAGCUCAAGACCAAACAAAGAUUGGUCAAUACAGCCUUGUUCGUGGUGGUGCUUUAGAAGCACUUGGUUACCAUCGUAGUUUACAAGGCUUCGAGUAUCUUAUAAAUCAUGUGGAAUACGGUACUGAACCUACACGGGCCCGUCCCCUUGCUAUCGAGGGUCUUGCUUACUCAGCACAAUGGCAGGAAGAACGCCACAAGAAGCGUGCUGAGGAAGUAAUCGUUUCUCUUUUACGUGAUCCCGACCCAAAUGUACGGGCCCAGGCAGUAAGCUCAACCAUUGGCCUGAGUAUCAAAUCAGCACACACCACAAUGGAGUCUAUUAGAUACAUGUAUUCCAAAGACGACCAAACAUGGCUGGACCGAAGGCUUUCUGAGCUAAUUCAUUCGGGCUCCUCCACUGCUCCCCAGUGUAGCAAGGAGUAUAUUGAGAAGCUUGAGGAGCGUAUCAAGAAGCUUGAAGCACGACUGGAAGACAAAGAUGAUGCUCAAAAGACUGAAUAAUGAUAAUAAUGAAUAAGAAGCUGGUUUUGGUUACUGUUGUGUCUAGAACACUUGUCAAGUCGCUAAAUCUAUCAUUUGAUAGCAAAUAAACGACAGCUGAUGUUUAUAUAACUAUAUAUACCAAUACAUUUUAUUUUUAUUUCAGUUGAUCGCAAUAAAGAGGCAAAACUUGUCAUUUUUCUCCAUUUUUGU